This is a messenger RNA of Fusarium poae, 3342 nucleotides long. RefSeq lists its product as uncharacterized. Gene Ontology annotation, cellular component: membrane. Lineage: Eukaryota; Fungi; Ascomycota; Sordariomycetes; Hypocreales; Nectriaceae. The transcript is spliced from 9 exons. Gene Ontology annotation, molecular function: protein binding; metal ion transmembrane transporter activity. The record is from RefSeq and is a predicted model, not a curated record. The coding region runs from base 1 to 3342 and encodes 1113 amino acids. Gene Ontology annotation, biological process: metal ion transport; transmembrane transport.
AUGAGCCACGCAGAAUCUUCGCUUGGUGCAAGCCACCCAACAAGUGAUCAUGCCAAAACAGCAGACCCAGUUUCGGCGCCGUCUUCGCAGAACGACACUGGGCCCCUGAAUGACAACGAAGAAGCAGUCGAGGACGAAGAGGCAGUCGAGAACGAAGAUGCAGUAGACAACGAAGAAGCAGUCGAAAGCGAAUCCAAGAUUGUUGAUUUGGCAGCGGAGCUGUUCGACUUCCUCGAAAACAAUGACGUCGAUACGAUCGAAUCCGAGGAUUUCAGCGACAAGUUGAAAGACCUCAAAGCCGCGAAUGCAGAUGAUGACAAAUUUCUGAAAACGCUGGUCAAUACAACUCGGCAAGGUAGUAACACGACCUUGCUGCAUGUUGCUGCUAAGGAAGGAUUCUGUGAGAUUGUAAAGCAACUCGUCGAGGAAGGUGCCGACGUCAAUGCCCAAGACCAUGAAGAUAACCAACCGCUACACCUAGCAUGCUAUGAAGGGCAUGACAGGGUAGUAGAAGUUCUCUUAGCGGGGGAUGUUUACAAACCCCAGCCCAACGAAGACGGACGAUACCCUCUCCACUUGGUUUGUGGCUGGUUCACGAAACUGCAACCUGGAACCGUGAAACGCCUGUACGACUACAUGCCUUCAUUCAUUGACGAGAAGGAAGGCGGAUCGGGAUGGACACCAGUCAAUAAAGCCGCUUAUUGGGGAAAUGAAGACAUCGUUGGCAUUUUCUUAGAUGCCAAUGCAAGACUCGACAUUGGAGAUUUUGAUGGCUGGACCCCAUUGAUCUCGGCAGCGAAAGAGGGAUACUUCGGGGUUUUCAACAAGAUUGUCCAUCAUUUGAAAGGAAAGAUGGAAAAAGACGAUGUCACAUACGUUAGGGAUGUCGUCGAUAAACAAGAUGACCUUGGAUUGACAGCCCUCAUGUUCCUUUGUAGCCGCUUAUCCGAAGAAGGAGAGUCUCUUUCAGAGGUCCAAACCUCCGUCAUUAAUCUUCUCGAGCUUGGUCCCGAUCUCAAUCUUCUCAAGGGCACAUUCGAUUUCUUGUUCUUUGAAGGUAACCAGCAGCAAAUCCCGAAAUUCGAUGGCAAAGGCCAAGGGCCUAAGAGUGGCAAACAACAGGCGGGAGAAGGAUCUGGGAAAGAUGAGAAGAAUGCUGAAGAACGCCACAACCGUCAGUCAAAAGUCAACACGGGACAGAAGAAGGUUAUCAAAGCAACAAAGGGCGACACCAGAUUCGAAGACCAUCUAAAUGACUAUUUCCAAGGCAUGGAAGACAUAAUCGAUCUCUUUUGUGUUGGAAAAGCAUCUAUACGGGAGAGUCGCGAUAUUCUGAAACCCGAAGCUGGAGGGGAGAUCGAGUCAAGUAUGAAAAUUUUUCACGCUGCCAUCAUCCAGCUGCGCCAAGAGAACGAUGAGGUUGGCAUAUACGCCAAGUACCGAACGGUUCAUCAUGUUAUUCAUGGAAAUGAGUCACUGGACACUGUCCGAGAUAUCAUGAAAAGGUGUACGAAGGAGUUAACACCUGGCAACUCUUCUGAUUCUGGGUCUGAUGAAUCAAGCGAGGACCAGGAACAAGAGGAGUUUACGUGGAUACACCUCCCGUCGACUAAUAUGAUAUGGAUGCAGAUGCCCUAUAUAUCUUUCUCCUCAUACCACAAGGAGGACGAGAGUGACCCUGGCCAGCAGGACAGCCAGGAGGUUAACAACAGUCCACGCGGCCCCGAGCAGCACGAUGACGCCAAUCCAGGUGCCACCGAUCAGAGUAAGACCCCAGAGACAAGGCGUCUUCAGCGUCAGUUCCUACUCAAUUGUUAUGAGAAAGAAUCGCAACCUAUUCAUUCCUCUCCCACACUAGACGAGUACUACUACCACUUCAACAUGGCUGGUAAGUCUAAGUCCAAAGAGCAGCGAAUAUCACGCAAUGAAACGCAAGUCGUGACAAAAGAGUUGUUCAAGAGGGGAGUAAAAGAUGAGGAAGUCUGGACGCUGCUGAGAGUGAACCAAUUGUGGGCUUGGACUAUUGGAGAAGAUUGGCUUAUCACCGCAAGCUCUUGCGCCUCAAGCGAUUCGGAAACUCGGUUUGUGAAAGACAUCUUGGAACAUCUCGGUAAAAAAGAAAAAGAAGGAAAUAACCGUCAUGGGCCGAGAUCUCCAGCCGACUUGAGAGACUUGAUUGCAGAGUAUUGCAUCAGCAUUUAUGAAAGGAAGUAUAAUUUGAAGGACUUGAAGCCUAUGGUCAAGAGCGGAACGAAAUCCGAUCAAAGCUCUGGUAUUAAACAGAACAGGAAUAGUACCUCUACACCUGGAAAGAACGAUGUGACAGGACGAACUCAGGUCAAAUCCGAUGCUGAUAAGCAACAGCAACAGCAACAGCAACAUAAUGCCGAAGAGGAGGAGGAGGAGCGAGAACGAUCCAUCCGUCAGAUUUUCUCUGAUGCCAUUAAUGAGAUUGGCAGGGUUGAAUCAGAACUAUUCCGUGCUUUCUGUGAUAGACAGUCAAGUGAAGAAGGACAGAAAAGUGGCCACUGGGCUAUUGCUUGGCAACGCUUUGUCGAUUGGCUACCCUUCAUUACGAAGCGACACACACGCGACAAAAAUGAGAAGAGGAUGACAGCAAGACAGCAACUGGACCUCUUGAACAGAGGCACAACAGAUGCAGCGGAGUAUUUAUUCAAGAUUAAAGACAUCAGGGACGAGCUGAACAUCCUGAAGACUAUCGCAAAGUCUCAACACAAAGUUCAAUCCGGACUUACCCGCGGCAAGACUGGACAGACCUGUCACAACUGUCACAUUGGUAGCAAUUCGGGACCCGAUAUCAAUGCUCAAUAUGUAUUGAGUGACAUACUGGAACUCGAUCAAGCUGCUAGUCAAGCUCAAGAAGCUCUUCAGACAACACUUUCACUCCAGGACAGUCAGAUUGCAAAUCUACAGGCAGAAGAAUCUGCACAACAAGGACGAAUCCUAUUUGUUUUCACGCUUUUCACUGUUGUCUUUGUUCCCCUCUCAUUCUUCACCUCUUUAUUUGCUUUGAACGUGGAUGACUUCCUGAGUGCUCCGCCAUGGGCUUUAAUCGUCAUUUUCACUGCUCCUUUACCACUUCUUGGACUAGCGGCACUCUACGUGUACUACUCCGGCAAGAAUGAUUCAUCGAAGUCAGACAAGAAGUCGACCAAUCGUCCGAAGCCAGAUCCAGAGGCGAAAGAAAGUCCUGGAAAAAAGACACACAAUCUAAUUGAUCGAAAUUAUAUGCAAAGUAUGCGGCGCAUUGUCGGGAGAAAAGAUUCACGGGAAACAAAAGACUCAGAUCCGGAGCGAGGGCCUUUGGCAGACAAUGAGUGA